AUGGACCCGACAGUCGCCGCGCCCACGUUGGGCGGCCUCGGCGGCCUCCCGCCGCCGGGCGUCGACGAGGUCGUGACGACGGGCUACGCGGGGGGACCGCUCGGCGUCGCGCUGCCGCCGCCCGCGUCGAGCGACAUCGGCCUCGGCGCCUUGGGCCCGCCGAACGACCCGCCCGUGCCGCCGGGCGCGGCAAGCCUGGGCGGCCUGCCGCUGGGGGCGGCCGCGCCGGGCAUGCAGCCCCCGCCCUCGGCUUUCGGGCCGACGUCGCUCAGCGAGGCCGUGAGCCACCGCCUCGACGCGGGGGCCCUGCGCGCGCUCGCCGAGCUCGAGACGGCCGAGGCCGACGCCAUCGCGCAGCGCCUCGAGCAGGCCGGCGCGACCGUCCGCAACCCCAGCGCCUACGUGCACCGCGCGGUCAACAACGCGCGGCGCCGCGGCACGCAAGCGCCGCCCUACGGCCAGCCCGGCGGCGCCUACGGCGGCGGCGCGGCCGCAGGCCAGCUCGACCAGAACGCCCUGAGCGCGCUGCAGGAGCUGCCCCAGGAGCAGGCGACGUCGAUCCUCGACGAGCUCGCGUCCAAGGGCGCCGGCGUGCGCAACCCGUCGGCCUACGUCGUCAAGGCCGUCGGCAACGCGCGGCGCCAGUUGGAAGGAGGCGGCCGCUUCUACGGCGGCGGCCCGCCCGGCGGCCCGCCGCGGGGCUACGGCGGCGGCGGCUACGGCCGGCCGCCGAUGCACGGCCAGCCGCCGGCGCCGCGCGGCUACGGCGCGCCGCAGCAGCCCUUCGGCCCCACGGGCCAGCAGCUCGACUACCCCGGCGGCCACUACUACGAGCACCACGCGGCGCCGCCGCCGUCGCAGCCCUUCGACACGGACGCGGCGGUGGCUGCCGAGUAUGCUCACUUAGAUCAAAAGGCCGUCGCGGCCCUGCAGGCCUUGCCGGCGCUCCAGUCGACGCAGAUCCUUUUGGAGCUGCGCAGGAAGAGAGGUGCCAUCCGCAACCCGAGCGCUUAUGUGAUGCGUGCCACGGCGAACGCCGCCGCGGGCACGGUGCCCGACACGGCGCGGUCGCCGCAGUACGCCCAGUAUCAUCAACAGCAGCAGCAGCAGCAGUACCAGUACGACCCGUCCCAACAGCAGUACGGCCAGCCGCCGGCGCCGGCCGACCAGCAGGCGGCGUACCAGCAGCAGCAGUACGCGCAGUACGGCCCGCCGGCGGGCUACGCCGCCGCGCCGGGCGCCGCGCCGGGCGCCGCGCCCGACUACGCGGCCUACGCCGACGCCGAGGCGGCCUAUGCCGCGUACGCGGCCGGCGGCCAGCCGGCGGCCUACGCUCAGCCGGGCUCCGCGCCCGGCGCGCCGGAACCCGGCGCCUAA
Molecule: messenger RNA, 1377 nt
Organism: Pelagomonas calceolata
Lineage: Eukaryota; Pelagophyceae; Pelagomonadales; Pelagomonadaceae
Source: the annotation of a GenBank genome assembly